Molecule: messenger RNA, 2305 nt
Organism: Aspergillus vadensis CBS 113365
Lineage: Eukaryota; Fungi; Ascomycota; Eurotiomycetes; Eurotiales; Aspergillaceae
Product: cleavage polyadenylation factor subunit MPE1
Exons: 4
Coding region: 336-2162 (608 amino acids)
Biological process (GO): protein ubiquitination; mRNA processing; ubiquitin-dependent protein catabolic process
Cellular component (GO): nucleus
Molecular function (GO): zinc ion binding; ubiquitin protein ligase activity; nucleic acid binding
Source: RefSeq, a predicted model, not a curated record
UACUGCAGACUAGUUGGCUUCGUCUCUGUAUCCACCGGACUUUACACCUUGUUUGUAUGCAGUGAUUCGAACACUUGCCGCGCAGCACUCAAGACGCUUCCUCAAUCUACUGAGUUCGAGCAAAGCCCUCGAUAGAUACUUGGUUUACGAACUCUAAGCAUUUGAGACAGGAGUGAGGCUAUACGUCAUACUGUCAUCUGCAAUUUGCCAACCGUUCCGAUUGUUGCUUGUUAUCAUUUGUCUGCCUUUGUUCUCGUGUAUCUCUUGUGAAAGUGGCACCCCUCUAUUGAUCUAAUUACAUUCGCAACACCAUCAUUGACGUGCAAUUGAAUACAAUGUCAUCCUCUGUUCACUUCAAGUUCAAGUCUCAAAAGGAGCCUUCAAGGGUGACUUUUGAUGGCACCGGUAUCUCUGUCUUCGAAUUGAAAAGAGAAAUUAUCAAUCAGAGUAGACUGGGUGACGGGACUGACUUUGAGCUGUCUAUCUACAAUGAAGAUACUAAAGAAGAAUACGACGAUGACACCAGCAUAAUACCGCGUUCUACGUCCGUCAUCGCUCGGAGAUUGCCUGCAUCACGCCCAGGGAAGGGUGGUGCUGCUCGUUAUGUUUCCGGGAAAAUGCCAGUCAAUGCGCGCAGUGCCCCCCGUAAUGAACAAUUUCCCUUGGCUCGAGCAUCCCCCAAUACUAGCAACGGUGUUCUAGAGCUCAACAAUGCCCAGACGGAGGAAGAGAAGAUCAAUGCACUGUUCAAUUUGCAAGCAAAUCAAUGGAAAGAACAGCAGCAGGAAAUGGCAAACGCUACCCCUGUUCCAUUCGGCCGUGGAAGGGGCAGACCUGUGAAUGUUCCUGAUCACCCCCCUCCCCCCGGCUACUUAUGUUACCGCUGUCGUGAGAAAGGCCAUUGGAUCCAAGCUUGCCCCACAAAUAAUGACCCCAAAUUUGAUGGGAAAUAUAGAGUAAAACGAUCAACCGGUAUACCCCGUUCAUUACAAACCAAGGUCGAAAAGCCGGAAUCCCUCACCCUGGACGGCUCAAACGAGGAUCCGAGGAACACAGGUGUCAUGGUUAAUGCCGAUGGCGAUUUUGUCAUAGCUAAGCCUGACAAGGCAGCCUGGGAAUUAUACCAGGAAAAAGCCAAAGCCUCUGCAGCAGCCGCAGCAGAAGCAGCCGCAGCAGAGUACAGCAAAGAACUGCAAGCACGUGGUUUAGAGUGUCCGAUUGACAAGCGAAUGUUUUUAGAGCCCACUAGAACUCCGUGCUGUCAAAGGACAUACUGCAAUGAUUGUAUUACCAAUGCAUUAAUCGAGAGCGAUUUUGUAUGCCCUGGCUGUGGAACGGAGGGAGUAUUACUCGAUAAUCUUACUGUUGAUGAUGAGGCUAUCAGCAAGAUCAAAGAGUACGAAGCUGAAAAAGCGGAUUCGAAGAAAGAGAAGGACAAGCAACAGGCAAAUGACAAUGGUCCCGGUAUUGAUAAAUCGGCCAUGCAAGGCAAAGGGCCUGUUGCAACUACGGAGUCUUCGCCACCAAUUCCGCCUAGUCAACCAGCUUCGAACAAAAGACCUGCUGAAGAUGAACCUCCCCGUACUGUUGCUGCUCGAUCAAGUCCUAGUUCGUUGUCCAAAAAGCUGAAGACAAACGACAAGGCCGAUUCACAAAAUACACAGGCUACUGGGCCUGUGGCCGGGUUUCCAGCUUUCCCUUUCGGCCAGCAGAUGCCGUUCGGGAAUUUUGGAUUCAUGCCGAACCAGGGGAUGCCUACAAUGCCAUUGUCUGAUCCUAUGAACUCUAUGGGUGUUCCUUCGUCUGGUGGUUUCCCACCUAACAUGGAUCAGUCUUGGAAUGCUAUGAAUGCUAUGAAUUUUAGCCCUGCUCCAGGAAUCUAUGGCGACAAUGUGAACAAUUAUGCCACACCGAAUCUUUACAACGGCGUCGGAGAGCCAUCUAUGAACAUGUUCCACAUGCCUCAAAUGAUGGGACUUCAACCGAAUCCUGGUCUUGCGCAAGGUCCCGGAAUAGGUCGAUUUUCAAAUCAACAGAGAACAACGUUCAGUACACCAUUUGCCAGGGAAGAAGAUACGGCUUAUUUUCGGCAACCUGUUAAUCCACAACGGCACCAAGCGAGACACCGGAGGAUACGACCAAGUGACUAUCGAGAGCUCUGAGGUGGUAGAUAAAAACUCACUUCGACGUGUCCGCGGUUGUUAGGUCUCAGGUCUCCCUUUUUCCGAUAUGUCUUGCUGUUCACCCCGUCAUUCUCUAUUCGUUUUGUAUUCAUCGGCGUUCAUAACUGCUACUUGAUUCAUUG